Messenger RNA from Monodelphis domestica (gray short-tailed opossum), 960 nucleotides. It is a transcript of the gene INO80C, whose product is annotated as INO80 complex subunit C. Gene Ontology annotation, biological process: chromatin remodeling. The record is from RefSeq and is a predicted model, not a curated record. NCBI's taxonomy places the organism in Eukaryota, Metazoa, Chordata, Mammalia, Didelphimorphia, Didelphidae. Gene Ontology annotation, cellular component: Ino80 complex.
AAUCCAGCCCGGGUUUUUCCGGGAGAGGCGGGAGCGGCAGCGCACGCCUGAGACCUGGGGGAGGGGAAAGAAAAAAAAGGGGGAGGGGAGGGACCUAAGGGCAGGGCAACGAUGGCAGCCCAACUCCCUAUUGUGGCCACCACCCCCGCAAUGGCGCGAAACAGCAAAAAAAGACCGGCCAGUCCGGCGAACAACGGUAGCGGCGGCGGGUACAGCAGCAGCAAGAAGAAGAAAGUCGGAACUGCUGCCUACACCCAGGGUGUUGGUGUGGAGACUGUGAGUGAGAGCAAGGUAGUGACCCCUGACUUUAAUACAGGACCUGUGGAAACCACCCCCAAACCUUUGCCAUUUAAGGACCCCAACUUUGUGCACUCAGGCAUUGGGGGAGCAGUGGCAGGCAAGAAGAACAGGACCUGGAAGAACCUGAAACAAAUUCUUGCUUCUGAAAGGGCAUUGCCAUGGCAACUCAACGAUCCUAGCUACUUCAGUAUAGAUGCUCCCCCUUCUUUUAAACCAGCCCGGAAGUAUUCUGAUAUUUCAGGACUUGUCGCAAACUAUACUGAUCCACAGAGCAAGUUAAGAUUCAGCACGAUUGAAGAAUUUGCUUACAUCCGGAUGCUCCCUUCAGAUGUAGUUACAGGGUACCUGGCUCUGAGAAAGGCCACAAGCAUAGUUCCCUAAGGCUGGUGAAAUUUCUGAGAGGAAGCAUGGAACUUUUUCAAAAGCAGACUUUGGACUCAAGAUUUUGUUUCCAGGAAACAUUCAUAUUGUUGUCAAUCUGAAAAUGCCAGUAUUGUGCCUUGGAAAGAAUGUUUGGUUUUAAUAUAAUUUAAGAUUUUUCCUUAUUUGUUUUUUUAGAAGUUUGACAUUUUCAGCUAAAUUAAAUACUAGCACAGUUUGGGUUUGCCCCAAGUAUUUGACAAGGAAAAUGUAAUAAAACAUCACUUUUUAUUUAUUUCA